ACUCAACAAGUAUAAAUGGUUUUGAGGUGCAAUUCGCUUGCUAUAAGCAGGAAGCGAAGUUGUCGACAGCAUUCACGCAACAGCAACACGAUGGAUCAAGAAAAGUGCUUGGCUCUCAUCAUUAGAAGCUCAUUAGGGUUCGUGAAGAUCAUUGGUUUCAUAGGACUCAUCACUCUCGCAGCAAGAGCGAACUCCGAGGAUGCACUUGGAAAACCUGCGUAUGGGGUUUUAUGCAUAAGCGAAUGUCCGACAUGUCCUGGCAUCUGCUCGCCGCCACCGCCGCCACCUUCGCCGUUGUCCAAGACAUAUCCUCCUCCUUCUCCACCUCUGCCGCUGCCGGAGCCACCAGUUUCUCACUCUCCUCCUCCAUAUUACUACGCUAGCCCGCCACCGCCUGCCCCGCAUUCAUCGCCUCCGCAACAUAUGUCGCCGCCACCGUCGCCACCACAGCUGCCACCCGAUAUAUAUCCCGUAUGGGGUGCUCCCCCUCCGCCGCCGCCCCCGCCUUACAAGUACAAUAAGCCCCCUCCGCCAUCGAUGUCGUACUCCCCUAUAAUUACAUCAUCUAAUAGUAGCUCCCCUCCUUUCUACUACUUCUAUGCCUCAAAUGCGGGUUUUAAAUCUUCUCUUCUUACCUUCUCAUGUACCUUGUUGCUCCUCCAUGUUCUCUCUUUUCUUUCCUUUUGACAGGUUGUGAUCAUAUAUGAUGAGGUGAUGUAUAGUAUUGGAGGUUCUUUAGGGGGGGGGGGGGGGGGGUGGGGGGUUGGAUGAUCUUUGUAAUUGUGCUUCUUGCUUUCAUGAUUUUCAGCUUCUAUUACAAUAUGGGUGAGACAGAUUCUUUUUUCUAUAUGUGUUGACUAUAAAUGAGCAGUAUAUAAAGUGCUACAUUUUGAUGAAUG
Molecule: messenger RNA, 899 nt
Organism: Syzygium oleosum
Lineage: Eukaryota; Viridiplantae; Streptophyta; Magnoliopsida; Myrtales; Myrtaceae
Product: leucine-rich repeat extensin-like protein 3
Exons: 1
Coding region: 16-687 (223 amino acids)
Source: RefSeq, a predicted model, not a curated record